This is a messenger RNA of Neltuma alba, 1293 nucleotides long. RefSeq names its product jasmonate O-methyltransferase-like. The record is from RefSeq and is a predicted model, not a curated record. NCBI's taxonomy places the organism in Eukaryota, Viridiplantae, Streptophyta, Magnoliopsida, Fabales, Fabaceae. Gene Ontology annotation, molecular function: methyltransferase activity. Bases 144 to 1250 code for a protein of 368 amino acids. The transcript has 4 exons.
GAUUAUGACAUUAAUUUGAAGCAAAUUAAAAACUAGAUAUAUUGGAAGUAGGAGAGAGCAGGGUAAAGAGGAAGAACCAGAAGGCUGAAUCAUUGAAAUCAGACCACUCUUCAUUGAAUACAAACAGCUAGCAGCAACAGUAUAUGGAUCCACAAAAAGUGUUCUGCAUGACUGGAGGAAGUGGCAGCACUAGCUACGCCAAAAACUCCUCACUUCAGAAGAAGGCAUCCGAUAAGGUGAAGCACAUCAUCAUGGAUGCAGUUGAAAGUGUUUACCUUGCAAGAAGCACUCCUGACAGCUUCAGAAUCGCUGACUUGGGCUGCUCCUCAGGACCCAACACCCUUUCAUUCAUCAAAGACAUCUUCGUAGCCAUCCAAGGCAUCAUCAUACACCACAACAUUCCACAGCCUGCACUUUCUGAGCUCAGGGUUUACCUCAAUGAUCUUCCUACAAAUGAUUUCAACUCAAUCUUCAAGGCCCUCCCUGACUUCCACAGGUCACUCGAGGAACACAGAAACAACAUUAUUGAGUUUGAUCCUCUCGUUCUCAUAGGAGCUUACCCUGGUUCCUUCUAUGGAAGACUUUUCCCCAGCACGAGCUUGCACUUUGUCCACUCCUCCCACUGUUUACACUGGCUUUCCAGGGUUCCUGCAGGGCUUUAUGACGAGCAGGGGAGACCAGUGAACAAGGGAAGCAUUUACAUUACAGAAAAGAGUCCUCCGGUGGUGGCUGAAGCGUACUACAAGCAAUUCCAGGAGGACUUUGGGUUGUUCCUGAGAUCAAGAUCUGAGGAACUGGUGGUUGGGGGAAGAAUGGUGCUCAUCCUUCUGGGAAGAAGAGGACCUGAACAUGUUGACCGAGGAAACUCUUUGUUGUGGGAAAUCCUCAGGCGUUCGUUCUCCGUUUUGGUCUCCGAGGGAGAAGUAGAAGAGGAGAAGGUGGAUUGGUAUGAUGUGCAUUUCUACGCAGCAUGUGGGGAGGAGAUAGAAGAAGAAGUGAGGAAAGAAGGGUCGUUUGAGUUGGAGAGGAUGGAGAUAUCAGAAAUAGAGACGAGCGGGGUGGGGAAGGCCUCUUAUGGAAGCAUACUGGCCAAAGCCAUUAGGGCUAUCCAACAGUCCAUGAUUUCCGCUCACUUCGGACCUUCCAUUUUAGACAGCCUCUUCGACACCUAUGCCUCCCUCGUCGACCAGGAAAUGGCUCAACAGGCCAUCAACCCCAUCAACUACGUCCUCCUUCUCAGAAAAUUGUGAACAACAUACGUAUCUCACUACCUACGUAAGCUUAUGAUGUCGC